Molecule: messenger RNA, 2325 nt
Organism: Echinops telfairi (small Madagascar hedgehog)
Lineage: Eukaryota; Metazoa; Chordata; Mammalia; Afrosoricida; Tenrecidae
Gene: TAF6
Product: TATA-box binding protein associated factor 6
Exons: 15
Coding region: 148-2178 (676 amino acids)
Biological process (GO): transcription initiation at RNA polymerase II promoter; RNA polymerase II preinitiation complex assembly
Cellular component (GO): SLIK (SAGA-like) complex; transcription factor TFIID complex; SAGA complex
Molecular function (GO): RNA polymerase II general transcription initiation factor activity; transcription coactivator activity; protein heterodimerization activity
Source: RefSeq, a predicted model, not a curated record
GCUUGGGCGGUGGCGAGCAUUUUCACGUUCGGCGACCCAGUUGCCCGGGGCCGAUCAGCGUGAUCCUCGCGGACAAGACCCCCAGAAGGGUCUCCAUCAUCCCACCCUGGACAUCACCCUUAGGGGCAGGGACGGCCGGGCUCCAGAAUGGCCGAGGAGAAGAAGCUGAAGCUCAGCAAUACUGUGCUGCCCUCCGAGUCGAUGAAGGUGGUGGCCGAGUCCAUGGGCAUCGCCCAGAUUCAGGAGGAAACCUGCCAGCUGCUGACAGACGAGGUCAGCUACCGCAUCAAGGAAAUCGCACAGGAUGCUUUGAAGUUCAUGCACAUGGGGAAGAGGCAGAAGCUGACCACCAGCGACAUUGACUAUGCUCUGAAACUGAAGAAUGUCGAGCCGCUCUACGGCUUCCACGCCCAGGAGUUCAUUCCCUUCCGUUUUGCCUCCGGUGGAGGCCGGGAGCUUUACUUCUACGAGGAGAAGGAGGUGGACCUGAGCGACAUCAUCAAUACCCCUCUGCCCCGGGUGCCCCUGGACGUCUGCCUCAAAGCUCAUUGGUUGAGCAUUGAAGGGUGCCAGCCAGCUAUACCGGAAAACCCACCUCCAGCUCCCAAAGAGCAGCAGAAGGCCGAGGCCACAGAACCUCUGAAGUCCGCAAAGCCAGGCCAGGAAGACGACGGCCCUCUGAAAGGCAAAGGUCAAGGGGCAGCUUCAGCGGACAGCAAAGGGAAAGAAAAGAAGGCGCCGCCCUUGCUGGAAGGGGGGCCUUUGCGGCUGAAACCCCGAAGUAUCCACGAGCUGUCUGUGGAACAGCAGCUGUAUUACAAGGAGAUCACGGAAGCCUGUGUGGGGUCAUGUGAGGCCAAGAGAGCGGAAGCUCUUCAAAGCAUCGCUACGGACCCAGGGCUCUAUCAGAUGCUGCCACGAUUCAGUACCUUCAUCUCAGAGGGGGUCCGCGUGAACGUGGUCCAGAACAACCUGGCCCUGCUCAUCUAUCUGAUGCGGAUGGUCAAGGCGCUGAUGGAUAACCCGACACUGUAUCUCGAAAAAUACGUGCACGAGUUGAUCCCCGCGGUGAUGACCUGCAUCGUGAGCAGGCAGCUGUGCUUGCGACCGGACGUGGACAAUCACUGGGCCCUCCGGGACUUUGCAGCCCGCCUGGUGGCCCAGAUCUGCAAACAUUUCAGCACCACCACUAACAACAUCCAGUCUCGGAUCACCAAGACCUUCACCAAGAGCUGGGUGGAUGAGAAGACCCCAUGGACAACUCGGUACGGCUCCAUUGCAGGCUUGGCAGAGCUGGGGCACGAUGUGAUUAAGACGCUGAUCCUGCCGAGGCUGCAGCAGGAGGGGGAGCGGAUCCGCAGCAUCCUGGACGGCCCCGUGCUGAGCAACAUUGACCGCAUCGGAGCCGACCACGUGCAGAGCCUGCUCCUGAAACACUGUGCCCCAGUCCUGGCAAAGCUGCGACCACCUCCUGACAACCAGGAUGCUUAUCGGACAGAAUUCGGGUCCCUUGGGCCCCUCCUCUGUUCCCACGUGGUCAAAGCCCGGGCCCAGGCCGCUCUACAGGCUCAGCAGGUCAACAGGACCACGCUGACUAUCACCCAGCCCCGGCCCACGCUGACGCUCUCCCAGGCCCCUCAGCCUGGCCCGCGGACCUCUGGCUUGCUGAAGGUCCCUGGCUCCAUUGCACUGCCUGUCCAGACACUGGUGUCCGCUCGAGCGGCUGCGCCCCCUCAGCCCUCGCCGCCUCCAACCAAGUUUAUCGUCAUGUCGUCAUCCGGCGCUGCAUCCACCCAACAGGUCCUGUCCCUCAGCACCUCAGCUCCUGGCUCCGGCUCCACCACCACCUCCCCGGUCACCACCACCGUGCCCAGCGUGCAGCCCAUCGUCAAGCUGGUCUCCACAGCCACAGCCGCGCCCCCCAGCACGGCUCCCGCUGGGCCGGGUAAUGUCCAGAAGUACAUCGUGGUGUCCCUGCCACCCACUGGGGAAGGCAAAGGUGGUCCCACCUCCCACCCUUCGCCAGUUCCUCCGGCCUCAUCACCCUCCCCUCUCGGGGGCAGCGCCCUCUGCGGGGGAAAGCAGGACACUGGGGAGAGCCCCCCUCCAGCCCCAGGGACUCCGAAGGCUAAUGGCUCCCAGCCCCCUGGACCUGGCUCCCCUCAGCCUGCGCCCUGAUGCUGCUGCACACCUGCUGACUGUCCUCUCCCCCUCCGGUUUCUACACACACACACACAGAAUGGAAUGGGAGUCAAAGCCUACUUCUCCCACAGCAUUUUCUUUUUUAGACCUUGUACAGUUUCUUGGAAUAAAAAGUCGUUUUUA